Messenger RNA from Monodelphis domestica (gray short-tailed opossum), 9591 nucleotides. RefSeq names its product ubiquitin specific peptidase 35 (gene USP35). The record is from RefSeq and is a predicted model, not a curated record. Lineage: Eukaryota; Metazoa; Chordata; Mammalia; Didelphimorphia; Didelphidae. Gene Ontology annotation, molecular function: cysteine-type deubiquitinase activity. Gene Ontology annotation, biological process: protein deubiquitination. Gene Ontology annotation, cellular component: nucleus; cytosol.
GGGUUCAGAGAGAGAGAGAGAGAGAAGGAAAGGGAAAGGGAAAAACUCUGUAGGAAACAGGCUGCCUUGUGAGGUAGUGAGCUUCUUGUCACUUUGAGGUCCUCACUGGCAGCCUGCUUUGUUGUACUUAAGAGGCUGGAUGAAAUGACCCCUAAUGCCUUUUCCAACCCUGAGAGUGAAAGCUUCCUGGUGAAGCUGGGUAGGGGGAUGCUGAGUGGUUAGUGAAAACAGGACUAGAUGGGGCAUAUGGAAAAAUGUAUUGCCUGAAAGCAGUCUAAUAACACCCUCCCAGCCCCCUACUCCCCACCACCGAUUUUACAGAGGUGAAACCUGAGGACCAGCAUGUUGAAGCAGGAUGGCCAGGGUUAUGCAGGAAGUGUUCACCUCUAGUGUAGCAUACCAGGCACAUUAGCAUCUUGGAAGUAUUAUCGAUGUAUUGAUAUUGUAUCUCAUGUGUUCAUAUGCCAGACUCAUGGUCAUGUUAGUUAUUGAUUAUUGUGUGUAGGAACUGCAGGCAGCUCCUACAUCUAGGGGUAGGGAAGGGAAUUGCAAAAUGUCAGAAAACAAUGGCCAAAACUGGUUUCUACAAGCAAUUGAAAAAAAAUUAAAAUUAAUUAAAAAAAGAUGACGCUGGGUCAAGAAAGGCAUUGAUUGGAAGCUUUGGAUUUGAAUCCUAGCUCUGCCAUCUACUGUGGAGUGUUGUGCAAGCCCAUUCCUGUUGGCAGGCCUCAGUUUCCCAUUCUGUAAAAUGAGGAUGACAGUAUCCACCCAGCUUACUCUGCAGGUUAAUUUUGAAGCAAUUGGUGAGAUGAUAAAUGUGAAAGUUUUAUCAAGUUCUCUAAUGAGGGAUGUGGGAUGGGAUGGAGGUUCUUGGAGGAAGGAUGUUUGAGAGCCAGUGUAACUAUCACAGAAUUUGGAGUGGGAGGGAACCUUGGAAGACAUAAUGCCAAGAAUGGAAAAGAUCUUACAGGUCACCUAGGGGCACCCCACACACACAUACACCCCACCACACACACUCUAUAGACAGGGAAACUGAGGCAGAGAGGGCUCCCUGAUUUUGCCCAAAGUCAUCUGGCUGGCACUGGGGGCUGGGCCUGCUUGGGAUGUGGGCCUCCCAGAUCUUAGUCCAGCUCUCUUGUUUCUUGUGUGUUGUAGAUUAGGCAGAGCCCUGGCCCCCUGAGCAGAGGCCCUGUUUCCCAGCCCACUUCCCUCCACCAUCUUCCUUCUGGAAUGUCCUGACCUCUGUCAUGGCUGGCAGAGAGGGGAGUGUCCUGGAUCCCUCUGGCUCCCUAGAGUCUCAGAAGCUUUAUUCUUCCCCAUCUCCAUCGUCUAGGAGGGCCUCCGGGCACUGCAGACAGUGUGCCUUCCCCAUGUGUCCAGCCUUUCUUCUCCUGUCCUUCUGCUCUGUGCUUGGCAGUGUGGGCGAAGGAGGAGAUGAGAUGCCAAAGGAAAGGGGGCCCAGGCCGGGAUCUUUGCUCUGCUGCCCAAGUUACCUUGGUGGCUGUGGGAAGGCAUUUGGCCUACUAGGCCUCAGAUUCUUCCUCUGUAAAGUGGAGGGGAUAAAACUGGAUAAACUCGGAGAUCUUCUCUGGAUUUAAAUCCUGAAAGCAUAAGGUGGGGGCAACCAGAUAGGUCAGUGGAUGGGCCUAGUAGGUCUAGUGGGCCUAGAGGACUUAGAGAGUCUAAGAGGGUCUAGCGGGUCUAGUGGGCCUAGUGGGCCUAGAGGGCCUAGAGGGCCUAGUGGGCCUAGUGGGCCUAGAGGGUCUAGAGGGCCUAGAGGGCCUAGCGGGCCUAGUGGGCCUAGAGGGUCUAGAGGACCCAUAGGGUCUAGCAGGUCUAGUGGGCCUAGUGGGUCUAGCGGGCCUAGCGGGCCUAGAGACCAGAGGAUCCGAGGCUUCAGACACUUCCUCCAGUGUGACUUUAGAGGAAGACACGAAGGCCUUAAAAAGUGUGGCAACUGCCUAGCUGUGUGACCCUGGAUAGAAACAGCCCUGAGACAAAUGGAUAUCGUCCUAGUAUUCUAUUACAUUUCAUGUUCGACGGAGCAUCACACAGUAUAGGAAUCCCUGAUGGGGGUCAGCUAACCUCUGCCUGAAUAUGUCCAGAGAUGGGGAGCUCACUACUUAACAGAGCACAGUGUUUUAUUGCUGGGCAGAUUCUUUAUCUUCAUGAGUGACCGAAGAGGCAGAGUUACAGUGGGAAGAACGCCAUCCUGUCUAUGCUGCGAGGUACCACAUUGGGAAUGGACAGAGAGGUAGAAACAACCUAGUUCCAGCUCUCAAGAAGCCCACCAGCAAAGGAGGGUCUGUUGCUGCAGCCUGGGCAAGGAGCAGCUAUGGACAAGAUCCUGGAAGCCGUGAUGCUGUCAUCCUACCCCACCAACGUGAAGCAAGGGCUGGCACGGCGGGUGAUCGAGGCAGCAAAGCAGCCCAUGGACAGUGCGCAGUGUUGGGCCAUGCUGGAGCUGUCCACCAAACUCUACCUAGUGGGUGACACCAAGUUCAAGCGGGAGAUUGGGCAGGAGGUCCUGGAAGUCUAUGGCCACUACCACCUCGAGGCCUUUGUGGAGUUCUUUAAUGCUCAUUUCCUCCUGACUCUGCUGCAGGAGGGCUAUGGGACCCCAGGCCACCCCAGCCCCUAUGUGCUAGAUUACGUCCAGCUGGGCCUCCAGUUCAUCCCCGAGGGCCCAGCCGCUGAGGGGGUCUUUGCCUUACUCCGCCUGGAAGUCCUGAGAAAGGUGUGCGAACGGCCCGGCCCCAGGCAGUGUGCCAAGGUGGCUCGCCUGCUGAGCCAGUACCCACGCUGCAUUCCAGAUGGCAGACACCGGCUGCUCUUCUGCCAGCAGCUGGUUCGCUGCAUCGGGCAAUUCCAGUGCCUGGCAGAGGGGGAGGAGGGCAUUGUGGAGUUCUUGAGCCACGUGAACCGAGUGAGUGGGCUCUUACCUAAAAUCUGGAGGGCCCAAGCUUCCUCCAUCCUGCCAUCUCUGAAGGAGCUGUUUGCCAUCAUCUCCUCCACAGAGGAGCAGGAGCCUCCCUCCAAUGCCCUGGCCAGCGUCGUCCAGUACGUGCCCCUGGAGCUCAUGGACGGGGUGAUCAGGAACCUCACCAAUGACGAUAGCAUCACAGAUGCCCAGAUGAUGACAGCUAUCAGCAGGAUGAUCGACUGGGUGUGUUGGCCCCUGGGGAAAAACAUAGACAAGUGGAUCAUCACGUUGCUAAAGGGCCUAGCAGCUGUUAAGAAGUUCAGCAUUUUGAUUGAAGUCUCUCUCUCCAAAAUAGAGAAGGUUUUCUCCAAACUACUCUACCCUAUUGUGAGGGAGGCUGCGCUAUCUGUCCUCAAGUAUAUGCUUCUGAGUUUCCAGCACUCCCAUGAAGCCUUCCACCUGCUUCUCCCUCACAUUCCCAAAAUGGUGGCCUCCCUGGCAGAAGAGGACUCCAACUCCCGAGCCAAUUGCCUGGAAGAGCUGGCAGAGUUAAUCCACUGCAUGGUGUUCCGCUUCUCGGGCUUCCCAGACCUCUAUGAGCCGGUCAUGGAGGCCAUCAAGGACCUCCAUGUUCCCAAUGAAGACCGCAUCAAGCAGCUGCUGGGACAGAACGCCUGGACCUCUCAGAAGAAUGAGCUGGUCUGUUUCUACCCCCGGCUGGCUGCUAAGUCGGACACAGGCAAGAUCGGCCUCAUCAACCUGGGGAACACCUGUUACAUGAACAGCGUGAUCCAGGCGCUGUUUAUGGCCUCUGACUUUCGACACUGCGUCCUGCAUCUGCCCGAGGACAAUUCCCAGCCCCUGAUGACCAAGUUGCAGUGGCUUUUUGCCUUCCUCGAACACAGCCAGCGGCCCGCUGUCUCCCCGGAGAGCUUCCUGUCUGCUUCUUGGACGCCCUGGUUCAGUCCUGGUGCCCAGCAGGACUGCUCUGAAUACCUGAAGUAUUUGUUGGAUCGAUUGCAUGAAGAGGAGAAAACAGGGAAGAGGAUUUGCCAGAAGCUCAAACAGUCCAGCACACCAUCUCCAUCAGAUGAGCAUCCAAACCUAAGCCCAACAGCUGUAGAGAAAAUGUUUGGUGGGAAGAUUGUGACCCGAAUCCGUUGUCUCCGUUGUCUCAAUGUUUCCACCAGGGAGGAAGCAUUCACGGACCUCUCACUGGCCUUUCCACCCCCUGACCGCCGCCGCCGUCGCCUGGGUUCUGUUAUGCUGCCAGUGGAAGAUAUCAGGGUACAAGGCACCCCAUCACCAGCCAAGACCCAGGCCAUGGGGAGUGAGGGGUCCCGGAGACAGAGAAAGCACUGUAUUGCUGGGGAUGCUCUUCCCCCACUGGUAAAUAUUGAGAUCCUUGGAUUCCAGGAGCCAGGGGUGCUCAGAGGCAACUGCAGACUAGAGGAUGAUAAGGAAGAGGAGGAAAAAGAUGGGAAAAAGGAAAAAGAUGAAGAGAAGGAGGAGAGAAUGGGAGAGAAGGUUCAGAAGAUGGAAAAGAAAGAGAAAGAAGAGAAGGACAAGGAGCAGGAAGAGGAAGAGAAGAUAGAGGGAGAAAAGAGGGAGGAAAAGGAAAAUGAAGAGAGAGAUCAAAAGAAGAUGAAAGAAGAAGUGGAGGAACAAAAAGAAGAGAAAAAAGAGAAAAAGAAGGAAGAAAAAGAUAUAGGAGAAAAGAGGGGAAAAGAGGAGGAGGUAGAGAAACAGAAGAAAGAAGAGAAGGUUGAGAAAAAGGUGAAAGAGAAAGUGGAGAAAAAGGAGGAAGAGGAAAAGGUGGAGAAAAAGGAGGGGGAACAGGGGAUAGAGAAAAACAAGGAAGCAGAACAAAAGAAGGGAGAAGAGAAGGAAAUAGAGGGAAAAAAGGAAUUAAUGCUAAAGAAGGAAGAAGAAAAGUUGGAGAAAAAGAAGGAAGAAAAGGUAGAGAAAAAGAAGGAAGAACCAAAGGAGGUAGAGAAAGAGGAGGAGAAAGAGAAAGAGAUGGAGAAAAAUGAAAUUAAGAAAAAGAAGAAAGAAGAGAAGGAAUUGGAGAAAAAGAAGGAAAUGGAGCAAAAGAAGGAGGAAGAGAAGAUAAAGAAAAAGGAAAAAGAGAAAAUGAUAGAGAAAAAGAAAGUGGCACAAAAGAAGGAUGAAAAGGUAGAGAAAAAGGAGGGAGAGAAGGAGAUAGAGAAAAAGAAGGGGGUCAUGAAAAUGAAGGAAGAGAAGGAGGUAGAGACAAAGAAAGUGGCACCAAAGAAGUAUGAAAAAUUGGAGAAAAAGGAAGUAGAGAAUAAAAAGGAAGUGGAGAGAAAGAAGGCAGAAAAGAAGGAAGUGAAAAAGGAGGAGGAAGAAAAAGAGAUGAAGAAAAAGGAGGUAAAGAAGGAAGAGAAGGAAGUGAAACAAAAGGAGGAAGACAAGGUGGAAAAAAAGAAAGAAGAAAAGGAGAUGGAGAAAAAAGAGGUGAAGAAGGAAGGAAAGGAAAUGGAAAAACAGAAGGAAGUGAAACAAAAGGAGGAAGAGAAGGUUGAGAGAAAGAAGGAAGUAGAGAAAAAGGAGGAAGAGAAAGAGAUGGAGAAAAAGGAAAUGAAGAAGGAAGAAGAGGAAAAAAAGAAAGAAGUAGAAAAAAAGGAGGAAGAGAAGGUGGAGAGAAAGGAAGAAAAGAAGGAGAUGGAGAAAAAGGAGAUGAAGGAAGAGAAAGAAGAGAAAGAAGUGAAACAAGAGGGGGAAGAGAAGCUGGAGAAGAAGAAAGAAAAGGAAAUGGAGAAAAAGGAGAAAGAGAAGGAAGUAAAGGAAAAGACGGAGAAAAAGGAGGGGGGAAGGGUGGAUGAAAAGAAAGAAGAGAAAAAAGAGGAAGAGGAGAAAGAAAGAGAGAAGAAAAAGAAGACAGAGGAAGGUUGCUUAGGCCCAAGGACUGGUGGGAACCAGGGGGUUGCCUGUGGGGAGCAGAUGUGUGGCCCUGAGGGCUCUCGUUCCGUCCCAGAUCUUCUCAAUUACUUUCUGUCUCCAGAGACGUUGACAGCAGAGAAUCGCUAUCACUGUGAGCACUGUGCCUCGUUGCAGGAUGCAGAGAAGGUGGUGGAGCUGAGUGAGGGACCCCGCUACCUCAUCCUCACCCUGCUGCGCUUCUCUUUCGACCUAAGGACCAUGCGUCGGAAGAAGAUCCUGGACAACGUCUCCAUUCCCCUGUUCCUUCGGCUUCCCGUGGGGGGUGGCUGCCCCCAGCAGGACCAGGGCCAGGCCUGUGCGGCCUAUGACCUUUGCAGUGUCGUGGUGCACUCGGGCAUCUCUUCAGAAAGUGGUCAUUACUACUGCUAUGCCCGCGAGGGAGCGACAGCCAGAGUCAACCCAGCCGGGUCCCCGGGACUCUCGCCUGCUGAAAAGCUAUCAGGCCCGGAGAGCCAGUGGUAUUUGUUCAAUGACACCCGGGUCUCCUUCUCCUCCUUCGAGUCAGUUAGCAAUGUCACUUCCUUCUUUCCCAAAGACACAGCUUAUGUGCUGUUCUACAGGCAGAGAGCCAGAGAGGGGCUCGCAGCAGAACCCAAGUCACCCAGACCUCACAGUGAACCAACUCUGCACAAAGACUUGAUUGAAGCCAUAUCUAAAGACAACAUUCUUUACCUGCAGGUGAGCAGAGCAGGCUCCCCGGCAAGCCCUGCCAAACUCUUUGGGGGGGCCGUCAAACUGAUUGGGGGGACCUUCUUUCUUUACUCUCCGAGCUCUAGGGUGCUUAUCUGUAAGAUGGGAAUAAUAUUAUUUAUUCUGCUUCCCUCCCAGGGUGGUGAUAAGCCCUGUGUAAACCAGUUGGGAGUAGCUUAUAACUAUUAUUGUCCUAAUCAUAUUUAUGUCCUUCAGGACAUUCCUACUGCCUUGCUAUCCUGACCUUAUAUUGCUUGUAUUUGAAGUGAAGCUUGCACAGAAAACACUUGUGCCUCGAUUUAUGCAUCAGUUGUGUACCCCUAAAUGGUGUAUUUGAAUCCAUUAAAAAAAAUUCCAGGGGGCAACUGGGUGGCUCAAUGGAUAGAGAGCCAGGCCUAGAGAUGGGAGGUCCUGGGUUCAAAUUUGACCUCAGUUACUUUCAAGCUGUGUGACCCUAGACAUGUUCCUUAACCCCUUGUCUACCCCUUAUAUUCUUCUGCCUUAGAACUGGUACUUAGUAUCAAUUCUAAGAGAGAUGGUAAGAAUUUUUAAAAAAAGAAAUACUUUAGUUGGAUCUCUUAUUUUAUAGGUGAGGAAACAGAGGUUUAGGGAGGUUGAAUGACUUUCCCAACAUCACAUCAAUAAAGAAUAAUAGGUGGGGGGGCAGCUGGGUGGCUCAGUGGCUUUGAGAGCCAGACCUAGAGAUGGGAGGUCCUAGGUUCAAAUCUGGCCUCAGACACUUCCCAGCUGUGUGACCCUGGGCAAGUCACUUAACCCCUGUUGCCUAGCCCUUACCACUCUUCUGCCUUGGAACCAAUACACAGCAUUGGUUCUAAGAUAGAAGGUAAAGGUUUAAAAACCUAAUCCCAAAAUUGAAUGCCUUUAGGGGAAGGAGCUAGUUAGAGUCACACCAUGUUCAAGGCAGAAGAGAUUUUAGAGCGCUGGGUUAGAACAGAGAACAUAAAAUGUUAACCCUGGUAGGAUUGUAGCGUUCAGCCUUAGCACAUUUGGACAUAAGAUGUCAGAACUGGAAGGGGCCAUAGAACCCCAUAUUAGACGAGACCAUAGAGCAGUUAGAAAGCAGAAACAAGACCCCAGAGAUCACUGAAUUCAUUUCCCUUCUUGUUUCCACGAUGGAAAGGAGGCGUGGAGGGAGGUGUCAUAGAAGCAGGUCAUGGCACUGCUCCCACUCAAACCAGGAGGCUUCUGGGCUUCGGAGCCCUCUGGAUUUCAGCAUCCUCGCUCUUUGGUGGUCUUCCGUCACAAGACCUUUUUGGUGUCCUAUUAAACGAACCAACUCAGAGAACAUUUCUCCCAGCACAGCGCCUUGCCACGGGGCACAGAUACAGAGAGGCGACUGGACUCGGCUCUCUCUACCACUCCCUUUGCAGGGAGACCAAGAACUGGUCAGGGAGCAUCCCUCUGUGUUCAGGCGGGUCCACACCUGUCUAGUAAGACAACGUUUUCUAUGAAAUGGGCCUCGAAGGAAACGAGGCUAUUCGACAGAUGGAGUUUAGUCUGGGAAAAAUUCACCGCUCUAGGUAAGGGAAAGGGUCGGAGACAGUAUGAGCAAAAGCCAAGAGAGAGGCAGGAAAAAGCCUCACGUGAACAGGGCAUGGAGGGUUCACAUGGUGUUCAAAGGGAGCUUGGAGCUAGAUUGGGAAGACCCUGAAGGCCAGAGUCUGUGACUUUUUCCUUUAGACAGUGGAGAACCAUUGCAACGACGAUAGGUUUAGAAUCCAGGAAUUCAAAUAAGUGAGAUCUGGGGCCCCAAGUCCAGAUCGGAGGAACUUUGGAGCUGGUGGGUUCUUAAUCUGGGGUCCAUGAGCUUGCUUUUUUUAAAUUGAUGACUAUGUUUUAAAAUAAUUGAUUUCUUUUAUAACUCCAUCUAAUUUAUUUUCUGCCUUUAAAAACAUUUUGAGAUGCGGUUCAGAGGCUUCACCAAAUUACCGUGGGGAGUGGGGUCUAUGACCCAAAAGAGGUCCCUUUUCUAGUCCAAUUCCCUUAUUUUACUGUGGAAGAAACUGAGGCCUGUGAAGCUAAGGCUUGAUCAGGGUCAGGCAGGUAGUCAGAUUAAGCAGGAUUUGAUCCCCGAUCUUUUGACCCCAAAUCCAUGGCUCUUUCCAUCACACCUUUGGACUGACUGGAACCAGACACACCUCCUCAGGAAACAUCUUUAGGAAGAACUUUCUGGACCAAACAAGAGGUCACAUUAUAUGACCUCACAGCAAAAAUAGACAACACAGGGCUUGUGUCCAAGAAAUGUUCAAUCUGAUACUGCUGGGGGCAGCUAAGUACCUGAGUGGAGAGAGAGCAUCAAGAGGUACUGGGUUCAAAUUUGAGCUCAGAUACUUCCUAGCUGUGUGACCCUGGGCAAGUCACAUAACUGCAAUUGCUUAGUCCUUAUCACUCUUCUGUCUUAGAACUGAUAUUAAGAUGGAAGAAAAAAGUUUUGUUGUUGUUUUUUUUUUAAUCUGAUACAGCUGGACUCAGGGUUAGGGUAAGGGGAUGGGAGAAACCAAAAGAAAAGGAGGAGAGUGAAGACAUGGGGAGAGGGAAGGCAUCAAAGAGGGCUUCAUGGAAGAGGUGGCCCUUGGAAGAUGGAGGAUAGGGCUGGGAUCUUGUGGCUAAGGAUGUUACCAGAAGUGCCUACUCUCCUUGGCCCCCAGGCUGCUCUAUGGUGUCCCCAAUCCUGCGGGCAGGAAGGACAGAAGUCAGGACUGACAGAAAAGCUGGGCUGGAUCAACCUGGAAUUAGAAUGAAUUCUAUUAUUUUGAUUUUGAGUUUUGUUUUUUUUUCUGCAACAACUUAAGAGCUGUUCUGGGGGGUAUCAGGGCAUUCGUAUUUUAGAGACCAUCUCAAAAGAUGAAACAUUAGCUAACUGGGUGACUCCGGGAAUUGAGAGCCCAACCUGGAGAUGGGAGGUCCUGGGUUCAAUCUGGCCUCAGACACUUCCCAGCUGUAUGACCCUGGGCAAGUCACUUAACCCCAGUUGCUUUGCUCUUACAAUUCUU